Messenger RNA from Penicillium olsonii, 1584 nucleotides. The record is from the annotation of a GenBank genome assembly. NCBI's taxonomy places the organism in Eukaryota, Fungi, Ascomycota, Eurotiomycetes, Eurotiales, Aspergillaceae.
AUGGAUCCAAUCUUAUCUUCUAUCUUAUCUAUCUUAUCGGCCAAUGAAGGCCCCGCAAUUCAAAAUUACCCUUCCCCGCUUUGGUCGCGCUUUCUCAACUCACAUCCUUGCAAUGAUAUGCCCAAGAUGAAUGCUCAAAAGCAGAAGGGGUACUCUCGAUCCCGAAAUGGGUGCCUUCAAUGCCGUGGCAGACAUCAAAAAUGCGAUGAGCGAAAGCCAAAAUGCUCACUAUGUGCUUCACGCCAAGUACAUUGCGAGUACUCAUCGACGAGGAAGUUUGUUCAAAGCACAGGGCCACUUAUGAUGCGACAUAAACCCCGAGAACCGAGGUCCUGCGCUGAACUGAAGGAUCAUAGCAUGCCCGAAGCAUGUCUCUUCCUUGAGACGGGAAGCUUUGAUAAUGAAAUCGACAAAGCGGCCUGGAAGUACUAUGUACACAUUGUCUCUCCCCAUAUCCCAGCCAUUGAUGGACCGGAGAAUCCGUAUCGGGAACUUUCAAUCAUCGCUUUAUCAUCUCCAGUUCUACUGCAUACCAUUAUAUGCAUUGCCUCGGAGCACAUGCUCAAUUCCGGGCUUGUCAGUGUUUCCACGGCCGCAGUGCAUAAACUACGAAUGUUAAAGUCAAUAGACCGUUGCCUCAAGCAAAUCCACGCACAAGAUCGCGCCCAAAAUCAAACUCCCUAUUCGGAUAUGGAUACCGAGUUUAACACAGUUCUUGCAGCAAUCGUGCUCCAAGGCGUUGUGGUUGCACUGACUCACAAUGAAGCACCCGAGCCCCAUAUCGUAUACGCCUUGUCACUUUUACGUCCAACGCAACUGCUUCACACCAUUCCUCGCACUCCCCUGAUUCGGAUGGUACUACAAAGAUUCGCGAUCAUGGAUGUCACCGUUUCGAUAUCGCGACAGCGUCGCCCAUGCGCGCCUCGAGAUUUUAUUCUUUACCAGCCUGCCCCAUUCUGGGAUGCUUCCGAGCCCUCCGUGCUUAAGAUGACAGGCUGCCCACAGCCACUUAUGUGCUUCCUGGUCCAGAUAUCACACCUGAACAACGAUAUCGACGAAGGCCUAGAGCAAGGGCUAGCCUCGGGGCUUUCAAGGGCAUCAGCUCUGCAAAGUGAGCUCCAGUCAUGGUGGUUGGGCUACGGAGAAUCCAACUCGACUUCACCCAGAGAUCCUCUCAGCCUGCUUACAGAAUGCUACUUCCACGCUGCUGAACUCUUGCUCGCGCGUCGAGUAUUCAAAUAUCCAACUACAUCACCAAUGAUACAAAAGAUUGUUCAGACAAGCCUUGGCCUCAUGAAGGACCUGUCACCCGGCUGUGGCGUUGACUCAUCUCUUCCUCAGCCCUUCUAUCUCACAGCCCGUGAAGCGCUCUCGCCCACGGAUCGUGAUUGGGUGCGAAGAAGGCAUGUCGAGAUGGGCUAUUAUUACCGCGAGCAACAGCGCAAUGCAACCAUGGAUCAUAUUGAGAAUAUUUGGCGGACUGUUGAUGGGUUCCUAGCGGAGCCAAACCAGGCCAAGAAUUUUGGGACUCUGGACGCUCGCAUUAAAGGCCUUGAUAGAAGCUCGGCCGUAUUUAUAUUUUGA